CAAUCUCACAGACAUCAUCAGCAAUACAAAUCUCUCUUCUUCCCUAAUCUCUUUAGCUCUAAUUUCGAUCAACGAGAAGAUGUCGGGCCGCGGAAAGGGAGGAAAGGGGCUGGGAAAGGGAGGAGCGAAGCGGCACAGGAAGGUUCUUCGCGAUAACAUCCAGGGAAUCACUAAGCCUGCAAUUCGUCGUCUGGCUCGAAGAGGUGGCGUCAAGAGGAUCAGUGGGUUGAUUUACGAAGAGACCCGUGGAGUCUUGAAAAUUUUCUUGGAAAAUGUGAUCCGUGAUGCCGUGACUUACACUGAGCACGCAAGAAGAAAGACGGUGACUGCCAUGGAUGUGGUGUAUGCAUUGAAGAGGCAGGGUAGGACUCUGUACGGAUUCGGUGGUUAAAGUUGAAGCUUUUUGUUGUAAUUAGUUUUUGUAUUUUAGGGAUUGUUGAUUAUUGUGUAGGAAAGUUAAUGGGUUUCGUUUAAUUCAUGUUUUGGAUUGCAAUAGCAAUGAAAUUGGAUUCAGUUUCUUUUAAA
Manihot esculenta (cassava) is the source of this 525-nucleotide messenger RNA. Its product is annotated as histone H4. Bases 80 to 391 code for a protein of 103 amino acids. NCBI's taxonomy places the organism in Eukaryota, Viridiplantae, Streptophyta, Magnoliopsida, Malpighiales, Euphorbiaceae. Gene Ontology annotation, cellular component: nucleosome. Gene Ontology annotation, molecular function: protein heterodimerization activity; DNA binding; structural constituent of chromatin. The record is from RefSeq and is a predicted model, not a curated record. Gene Ontology annotation, biological process: nucleosome assembly. The transcript has a single exon.